Messenger RNA from Xiphophorus hellerii (green swordtail), 6603 nucleotides. RefSeq names its product phospholipase C, beta 4b (gene plcb4b). The record is from RefSeq and is a predicted model, not a curated record. The coding region runs from base 1649 to 5335 and encodes 1228 amino acids. Gene Ontology annotation, biological process: phosphatidylinositol metabolic process; release of sequestered calcium ion into cytosol; phosphatidylinositol-mediated signaling. Gene Ontology annotation, molecular function: phosphatidylinositol-4,5-bisphosphate phospholipase C activity; calcium ion binding. NCBI's taxonomy places the organism in Eukaryota, Metazoa, Chordata, Actinopteri, Cyprinodontiformes, Poeciliidae. The transcript has 41 exons.
UUUAUUCUCUGAUCAGGAGCCAAAUUUCACUCAGGAUGAUAAUUGGUUUUGCAUGAUUUCAUAACUACUUUUCCUGUGUAAAUGACCAACAAAUUCUGUGUAUAUAUCCAAUGCAACCCUGGUAAAGUUAUAAAUGUUCUAAAACAGCAUUUCCAUUGUUCACUAUGAUGUAAAACUAAUGUGUGUUUAUACAAAACAAAGAUGCCGGCAUCUACCGCAGGAAAGAUACUACUGCUUACAACCUUAUAACACUCAAAAAUCCAAAACUUUCCCUUUAAAAUAUCGUUGGGCAUAAAAUGUACUCCCUCAGUCUUUGCAGCACGGCGAAGAUGAGGUAUUUCUCUUUGGAACAUGUCUCCAACACAUUGAAGUAUGUGUUGGAAAUGAUGAAAUAGUUGGGCCACAUUUAAAGAAAGCAGGGCAUUCAUGAAGCAGUAAGCAACCCAGUUAUGGAGAGCUUGGCAGUACCCAGUCUGAGGCAAAUAGACUCUGUGUGUAGUGUUUCCAUGUCUAUGAUACCUAUGUGUCACAUUCAAGGUCAGUGAGGAGCAGGGGACAGUCUUCACAACCUACUUUUCUAAUAACUCCAAGGUAACAAUGUCUUUCAUAUAACCAGAGGAGGACUAAGUGCCAGAGCUGUGAAAAACUGAGAAGCAGUACAUUUCUUUUUUGGGGGACCUUCUUAAACACUUAUUUAUGCAAAUCUGCUAUCUUUACACGAAUACCAGGGUAGAGUGAAACACGUCAUCUUCUUCUUUAGGUGGGAGAAGUCUCCCAGUAGGUGAGUCUGCACCUGCAGCUCAUGUCCUUCCUGCUCGUGAGCAGGGCGAGUCCUCAGCUGUGUCUGUCACUGCAUGCUGCUGCCGUUUCUCAGACUUCAUAAACACUAUCUCCUUCUCAGUCGCAGCUCCUCACUCGAAUCCCAACAGGCAACAGGAGAUAAGGGCGAGCCCAGUCGCCCGUGGCAACCGCUGUGUCCAGUCAGAGACCUCUGUGCACGCCGGCAACUAGGAAGUGAGCUAAUUAACCUCGAGUUCAGAAACGGAAGGAGAGCGGCUUUUUAAUAAGAUUCACCGAGUUAUAUAAACAGUGACGCCCCUCCACGGAACUCCGUGGAAUAUUAUCGCCCCGUGUCUGUCCAUCUGUUGCGGGGAUGAGGAGGAGGAGGUGUCCUGUAACCGAGCUUUAAUGAGGCAACACCAGGGCAGCAGAAGAGGAGAGGACUGCAGAGUGCUACUGGGCAGAGACGCACUCAUUCAGUCUUUCGGUGUCGGCUGUGGGUGCAGCGCGCUGCCUGUCAGAAGAGGCUCCCCUAAUCAAAGUGUUCUCCACUGGAGGGCGAGUGCUGCAAGAGCACCGGGACGCUCCGGCAGUUCUGGAGAGACGGGACAGCGCAGCAGCUGGAGGACACACUGGCAGACAGGCACAGGGAGGGAGAGAGAGAAAUCCCCAGCAGGACUCUGCCACGCAACAUCUCUGUCCGCCGACGGAUUAAAAGCCAGCGUCCACCGCCGAAAUCACGCUGAGACAUGAACCUCUCCCGCUGAAGGAUAUUAAUGCUGAACUGAGUGGACCGGUGCUCUCUUCCAGUGUUUCCCCUCCCCUCAGUGUUCUGUCCCACUGUCUGUCACCUGGAUUGUGAGCAGCCAUGACAAAGUCCUAUGAGUUCAACUGGCAGAAGCACCUGCCUGAGUUCAUGCAAGAAGGUGCCUCCUUCGACAGGUUUGAUGAGGACCCAUACCUCUUUGAGCCCAACUGUCAGAUGAAGGUGGAUGAAUAUGGCUUCUUUAUCACAUGGAAGAGUGAGGGAAAGGAGGGCCAGGUUCUCGAAUGUUCUCUUAUCAACAGUAUCCGUGUCGGUGCCGUCCCUAAGGACCCAAAGAUCCUGUCCUCAUUCGAGGCCAUAGGAAAGACAGAGGCCGACCUGGAGGGAUGCAUCAUCUGCAUCUGCAGUGGCACUGACCUGGUCAACCUGAGCUUCAUGUUCAUGGUGGCAGAGAGCCCCGACACAGCCAGGAAAUGGAUUGAGGGUUUGAGGUCGGUGAUCCACAACUUUAAGGCCAACAACGUGUGUCCAAUGACAUGCCUCAAGAAACAUUGGAUGAGGAUGUGUUUCUUGACCAAUGUCAACGGGAAGAUCCCUGUUAGAGGUAUCACAAGAACCUUUGCAUCAGGGAAGACAGAGAAAGGGAUCUUUCAGGCUCUGAAGGAUCUAGGUCUUCCCAGUGGAAAGAAUGACGAGAUUGAACCCUCAGACUUCACCUUUGACAUUUUCUACGCGCUGACACAGAAGAUCUGCCCUCGCACAGAUAUAGAGGAGCUCUUCAAGAAAAUCAAUGGGAACAAAACAGAUUAUUUAACUGUAGACCAGUUAGUCAGCUUUCUGAAUGAAAACCAACGUGACCCGAGGUUAAAUGAGAUUCUGUUUCCAUUUUACGACCCCAAAAGAGCCAUGCAGAUCAUUGAGAAAUAUGAAAGGGACGAAGAGCUGAAGAAAAAAGGCCGCAUGUCGAGUGACGGGUUCUGUCGCUACCUAAUGUCAGACGAAAAUGCUCCGGUGUUCCUGGACAGACUAGAGCUGUACCAAGACAUGGAUCAGCCUUUGGCUCAUUAUUUUAUCAGCUCCUCCCACAAUACAUACCUGACAGGAAGACAGUUUGGAGGGAAGUCAUCAGUGGAGAUGUACCGCCAGGUCCUUCUGUCUGGAUGCAGAUGUGUGGAGCUAGACUGCUGGGAUGGCAAAGGGGAGGACCAGGAACCCAUCAUUACUCAUGGCAAGGCCAUGUGCACAGACAUCCUGUUCAAGGAUGUGAUCCAAGCAAUCAAGGAGACGGCAUUUGUCACAUCUGAUUAUCCUGUUAUUUUAUCCUUUGAAAAUCAUUGCAGUAAAAUACAGCAGUAUAAGAUGGCCAAGUACUGUGAGGAGCUCUUUGGCGACCUUCUUCUCAGGCAGCCUCUGGAGAACUACCCAAUGGAUCCUGGGCAUCCCUUACCUUCACCAAAUGACCUGAAGAGAAAAAUCCUAAUAAAGAAUAAGCGGUUAAAACCUGAAGUGGAGCAGAGGCAACUUGAAGCUUUAAAGAAGCACAUGGAGGCCGGUGAGACCAACACUCCUGCUAUCAUUAUGGGAGAAGAGAAUGAAGACGAUGCAGAGAACGGGGAAAAAGAAGCUGAAGAUAAAGAUUUGAAUUCAGAGGCUCCCAGCAUUCUGUCAGAAGUCACCAGUGACAAAGAGACGAACAGCGUUUCCCAGAGUAACGCCAUCAGCUCUGGAAAAGAGGAAGAGCGCAGCAACAGCAUCAAAAAGGUACCUGAUGACGAGGUCACAGAGAUUUCUGAAGCAACAGACGCCACAGAUAUCUCUGAGGCAUCUGAUCAAGACAACAAGAAGGGCGGAGAUGUGGCAGAGGACUCUGAGGAGGCUCUAAUAGCGCAAUAUAAAUAUGAGUCAGCCACCACAAAUAUCCACCCGUAUCUCUCAGCCAUGGUCAACUAUGCACAGCCGGUGAAGUUCCAGGGUUUUGAUGUUGCAGAAGAGAGGAAUAUCCACCACAACAUGUCAUCCUUUAAUGAGUCAGUGGGCCUGGGCUAUCUGAAGACCAACGCCAUCGAGUUUGUCAACUACAACAAGCGUCAGAUGAGCCGUAUCUACCCCAAAGGAGGCAGGGUGGACUCCAGUAAUUACAUGCCUCAGAUCUUCUGGAACGCAGGCUGCCAGAUGGUCUCCCUCAACUUCCAGACCCCAGAUCUGGCCAUGCAGCUGAACCAAGGAAAGUUUGAGUACAACGGCUGUUGUGGGUACCUGCUGAAGCCAGACUUCAUGCGUCGGUCAGACAGGACGUUUGACCCUUUCUCUGAGACGCCGGUGGAUGGCGUCAUUGCAGCAACCUGCAGCGUCCAGGUGUUCUCAGGACAGUUUCUGUCUGACAAAAAAAUUGGCACAUACGUUGAAGUAGAUAUGUACGGCUUGCCCACGGAUACAAUUCGGAAAGAGUUCCGCACACGCAUGGUGAUGAACAAUGGACUCAAUCCAGCCUACAACGAAGAGCCCUUUGUUUUCAGAAAGGUAAUCUUACCAGAUCUGGCGGUGCUGCGCAUCGCAGUGUACGACGACAACAACAAGCUGAUUGGCCAACGCAUCCUGCCUCUGGACGGCCUGCAGGCUGGCUACCGUCACAUCUCCCUGAGGAACGAAGGCAACAACCCUCUGUCGUUGCCGACAGUCUUCUGCCAAAUCAUCCUCAAGACCUACGUGCCCGACGGCUUCGGAGCUAUUGUGGAUGCUCUAUCAGAUCCAAAGAAGUUUUUGACCAUAGCGGAGAAGAGAGCCGACCAGAUGAAGGCCCUGGGGAUCGACACGAAUGACAUAGCAGAUGUUCCCAAUGGAAGCUCAAAGAAUGACAAGAAGGGAAAGGGAAAAGGAGACACAGGGAAAGCCAGUGUGACACAACAAGCCAGCUCAGAUAUGGCCCAGACCUCCAAUUCUAUCCAAAACAACACAAACGAGAACAAGAAGGAUACUGCGCUUGUGCCUAAUGUGAGCAUUGAUGACUUAAAGCAAAUGAAGAGCUACCUAAAGCUGAUUAAAAAGCAGCAGAAGGAGCUCAACACUUUAAAGAAGAAACACUCAAAGGAUCAAAAUGCAAUGCAGAAAGCCCAUUGCACUCAGGUGGAUAAGAUGGUGUCCCUCCAUGAAAAGGAAAAGACUAAUCUGGAGAAACUGUUGGAGAAAGCCAUCAAGAAACGAGGGGAGAACAACUGUCAAGAGCUGAAGAAGGAGACAGAAGAUAAGAUCCAAACUCUCACCACAGAUCAUAAAGCAAAGGUGAAAGACAUCACAGCACAACACACUAAGGAGUGGUCGGAGCUGAUCAGUAGUCACAGCAACGAAGAGCGCGAGAUGAAGGACAGUCAUGUUACCCAGCAGUGUGAGCAUCUCAAGAAGCUCCUUUCUAGUGUCCAGGAUCAGCAGACCCUGCAGCUCAAAGUCAUUCAUGAAAGGCAAAGCAAAGAGAUGCGUGCCAACCAGGCCAAGAUGUCCAUGGAAAACAGUAAAGCAAUCAGCCAAGACAAAAGUAUCAAAAACAAGGCAGAGCGAGAGAGGAGAGUGCGGGAGUUAAACAGCAGCAACACCAAGAAGUUUUUGGAUGAGAGGAAGAGGUUGGCUAUGAAACAUCAGAAGGAGAUGGAGCAGCUGGAGAAAAAUCAGAGGGAGCAGUUGGAUAAACUGGAGAAGCACAACGAGCAGCUUUUGAAAUCACACCAUGCAAACAAACAGGUUCAAGGCCAAGGACAUCCAGCAGAUGGUGAAGUUGGAGGAGGAGAUGGACCGUAGACCUGCCACGGUGGUCUGAGCGACUGACCGAGUCACGGGCCCACACACGUACACGCCUACACACUCCUACACGCACACACAGAGCGGUGCAGAAACACUCCCCCUGCAGGACAUCCUCUACAGUGCAGAGAUCAUUCUCUCUAAACAGUCUGUUAAUCUAAUCCUGACUCAAACACGUGGAAGCUUUUUUCCUUUGUUCACCCCAGCCACGCCUCGUGUCUUCUGCACUUUUUAUCCUGCCAAUCAACUUUGUACCACUGAGCCAUUGCUGCUUGUCGCUGUUCCACCGGGGGCGUGACCACUUCUAUCAGGGACAGGAAACGUUACUUUGCGGAUCAAGCAACAAAAACAGACAUCCUUUCCUCCUCCACAGUACGUAGAUCUCAGUGAGUCGUUGACUUCAGCGAGUUUUCUACACGGUAAAAGCUUCAGCUGUUGGUAGAAUCAAGCACACACAUGCAUCAUGGUUCACACACAGCAGAUAUCUAUUCCUGUUUUGUUUUAAUUGGCACCCAAUAAACUCACAGUUUCCGUGUGUAAAGAGGGGAGAGGAGUUGUUCGACUUUGUUACUCCAGCACAAGUGAAUAAACUUUGUGAAAUACACUGUACACACACCACCAGUCCUGUCCUGAGCACUUUGUAUAUGAUAGGUUGUUCAAUGUGGGAAAUGUAGCAGUGCACUACUGUAUGUUUCUGUGUCUUUCAGUAAGAAUGUAUCUUAAAAAACCAAACUAUUAAAAGGUAACUCUUAGAGAGAGGACCCCUUCCUCACCAAUAUUGAUGUCUUGUUGAGUUGGAUACCUGUAAAGGGAUGACGGGUAAUUAAUCACAUCAGUUAUUACUAAUAUUCAGUCAGAUUUUUAUGUUGAUUUACUAUUUGAUACAGAAAGUCAAAUAGAUGGUGCAAUAACUUUCGCACAGACUUCAUUUAUCAGAUUCCAGCUGAAUACAUCUCUCUCAUAUUCAAUAAAUUAGAAUAUUAUCAAAAAGUUACUAUUUAUUUUAGUAACUCGGUUCACCAAGUGAGACACACUAAUGCUUCAACCUUUGUUAAUUAUGAUGACUUUCCACCUGCAGCCAAUCAAAACCCAGAAAAGAACAAUUUAACAUCUGAUUAAAAGGUUGCUAACUUUCUAAAGCUACUUUCAAUCUGUCAAAUGAAGCUGUAUCACAGAUUCUAAUUUAUUGAGUAUGACUGUAUAAAUCCUGUGGGGACACAGGAUCAUAUGUACUAUGCAAAAGUAAAUUCACCCCCCCCCCCCUAAAA